AACUUUACAAAUGAUCUCUUUAUGAUCUUUUACUACAAUUCAGCCCAAAUAUAUUUUCCUUAUAUUUAAAAUGGUUUAGGCAAACCAUUUUCUUUGGAAAAUAUUUACAAACAAAAAGGAAGAUAAUUUAAAAUUUUUCUGGUAUAGCGUUUUUUCAAACAACUCUCAGCAUUAAAAACUCCGUCAAAAUUUUGCCUUCAUUUCAACAAUUAAAAAUGCUCAACAUGGAAUCACCACAAAUGUACGAUACCGUACAAACACUAACACAAUUGGAUCUUAAAAAGCAGCCGCCUCCUCAGCAGGCCAUUAUAGGACAAAUUACCCUAACGGCCAUGUCCUCGCAACAACAACAGCAGCAGCAGCAACAACAGCAACAAAAUAACCAACAACAACAGCAGCAACAAAAUGACAAUAACAACAACAAUACACAGCAACAGCAGGCGAAUGGUGUGGUUGGUGGCGGUGGUCCAGGUUUGGUGGUCAAACAACAUGCCAUGCAUCAAAUGCACCAGGCGGCGGCUAUGAAUAAUAACAACAACAAUAACUCAGUGUUGAAUGCAAAUGUGAAUAAUGUUAACUUGUUGCAAAAGCAAAUCAUGCAGCAAUACACCCAGUCCGAUUUGGAUGAACUGACCGCUCAAGAGAUCUCAUUAGACUUGCAACAUUUAAUCGAUGACAGUUUUCGUGAUCAGGAAUCUUUGGGUAUUUUUAGUGAUAUGGUCACCAGUCCCGGAGUACUCUCAGCCACUUUGCCGCCCAAUGGUAUGGUAACGGCUGCUGCCAAAGUUUUGCAACAACACCAGCUGCAGCAACAAUCGUUGCGCACCCAGCAACAUCAAUACGGACGCAAUCCCUUGGCCUAUAUGCCCCAGGCUGUGCACUCUAAUGCCUCGUAUAGCAACAAUUCCAGUGAUGAAAACUCUUCAGUGGGUUCGGAUACCUCCACCAUCAAAGAAGAACCCAUAGAUCCCGAGUACCGGCGUCAUUUGCAGGAAACCAAUGCCGCCAAUAAUGCAGCCGCCGCCGCUUUCAUCACCAACGGUUCAGCAAAUGGUCUCUACAAUCCCUAUCAGAAUGCCAAUGGCAACGGCAAUUCCAACAAUUCGUCAUCACAAAACUCCAACAACUUCAAUACUCUUACCUCGGCCAAUGUGUUGGCCCAUCAUUCUGCCGUUAAUUUGCCUCAUCUAGCCGCUGGUGCCCAUCUGCUCAAGCAUCACAACAAACAAAUGCAUCAGCAGCGCAAACAAUCCCUCAAACAUGUGGACAAGGGCACCGAUGAAUAUCGCCGGAGACGUGAGCGCAACAAUAUAGCUGUACGCAAGUCGCGGGAGAAGGCCAAAGUACGUUCGCGUGAGGUGGAGGAACGUGUCAAAAGUUUGCUCAAGGAAAAGGAUGCCCUUUUAAGGCAACUGCAAGAGAUGACCAAUGAGCUGCAGCUGCACAAACAGAUCUACAUGCAACUGAUCAAUCACAACAAUCCUGAAGUGAGCCGUGUUUGUCGAAGUUUUCUCAAUACCAACGAUCAUGGCUUGUAAGUUUGA
This is a messenger RNA of Calliphora vicina (urban bluebottle blowfly), 1544 nucleotides long. RefSeq names its product slow border cells (gene slbo). Gene Ontology annotation, molecular function: DNA-binding transcription factor activity, RNA polymerase II-specific; RNA polymerase II cis-regulatory region sequence-specific DNA binding. The coding region runs from base 216 to 1538 and encodes 440 amino acids. The record is from RefSeq and is a predicted model, not a curated record. Gene Ontology annotation, biological process: regulation of transcription by RNA polymerase II; DNA-templated transcription. The transcript has a single exon. Lineage: Eukaryota; Metazoa; Arthropoda; Insecta; Diptera; Calliphoridae.